GGCUGCUCUGGGACUGAGAUGGAAAACUCGGAGCCAGCUAGGCCCUGCCAAGUUUCCUUAAGGCAAUAUCGACGUCAAAACGAUGUAUAUCGAUUGAUAUCGAAAGUUAAAUAUCCCCUUACCCGGGAUGUAUGAUAAACCAUAAAGCAUUUGCGACAUCGCGUCUGAUACUUCGUUGAAUGCGCUCCCUGGGGCCUAUGUCCCCAUCCUGACUGACACUUUGCAGACGAUCCCUUCAAUUUAGAGCGCGGCUCCUUUAAAUGUAUAGCUGUCCGUGGCGCUGCCUGCGCACAACCUUAGCGGUUUCCCACCUGAAGACACUGAAACUUUCUUCGAGAAGAGCGGAACCCUGAAAUGUCUGGCAUAGCCCUGAGCAGACUUGCACAGGAGAGAAAAGCGUGGAGAAAAGACCAUCCUUUUGGUUUUGUGGCAGUACCAACGAAAAAUCCAGAUGGCACAAUGAAUUUGAUGAACUGGGAAUGUGCUAUUCCAGGCAAGAAAGGGACCCCUUGGGAAGGUGGCUUAUUUAAAUUACGGAUGCUUUUUAAGGAUGAUUAUCCCUCCUCACCUCCUAAAUGUAAAUUUGAGCCACCCCUUUUUCACCCGAAUGUCUAUCCUUCAGGCACAGUGUGUCUGUCUAUCUUAGAAGAAGAUAAGGAUUGGAGGCCAGCAAUCACAAUUAAACAGAUCUUGUUAGGAAUACAAGAACUUCUAAAUGAACCAAAUAUACAAGAUCCAGCUCAAGCAGAGGCAUACACAAUUUACUGCCAAAACAGAGUUGAAUAUGAAAAAAGAGUCAGAGCACAAGCCAAGAAGUUCGCGCCAUCAUAAACUUCAACCUUGCAGCAUCUUAAAAUAAAAGGAAGGGAUUGGUUUGGCAAGAACUUGUUUACAAAAAAACAAUUUUUUUUGCAAAAAUUGAAUGAUGCUAAAUAGAAUUGAAACUCUCACUUAGGGGAGGGGGUCGUAUGUGUGCCAUUUUCCAUUUCCGCCACUUGUAUAGAGUUCUAAAUUUGCUGAAUAUCCCCCCCAGUUUUUUCAUACAGGGUCUCUUCCUUCAGUCUUUUUGUAUUUUGAUUGUUAUGAUGUAAAACUUGCUUUUAUUUUAAUAUUGAUGUCAGUAUUUCAACUGCUGUAAAAUGAUAAAACUUUUAUACUUCUAUAAAUUCACUAGUAAUCUCUAGUUUUCCUUUGCUAUCUGAUGCAGGCAUGCUUUCAAAUGUUUAGAACUAUAUCUAGCCUCUAGCUGGCUGUAUUAAGAACAAUGUCAUAAAUUCCACCCCCUCCCCUACCCCAAAUUUCUUUUUACGUCUUUAAGAAACUAGGUUGCACCUCAACCUAGAGCCUCAGAGAUUCAAUGUCAGUCAGCAUCUUGCUUCUGCAUCACUUCCUUUGUUUAUAUGGCGUUUUGUCUGUGUUGCUGUUUAGAUUAAAUAAACUGUUUAUAUAAAGUUUUUGUUUCUUUAUCUUUUUCAUUAAGAGGACCACAAAGCAGAAGUGUUCAGGCUUGUAAACUGACAUUGUGACAUUUUUAUUUUUUGUGUGAAAUCUGUACAUAUAUAUAUAUAUAAAAGAACUUUUUAUAACUGUUCUAUUCUUGCUGCGCCGUGAAAAGGAUGAGCAAAACGAUUGUAGCCCUGGCAUCUUGAUGUAGUUGGCUAACGUACUGUUGUCUUGUAAUCUGAAAUGCAGAUUUAAAUAAAACAGUUAGCAGUAAACCAAAAAACCUGGUAAGUAUAAUGAUCUUUGUUUAUAGAUCCUGCUUUCGUAUGAGCAAUGUACUACACGAAAUAAUAAUGCAAAUAAAACAAGUCCAUUGGAAGUGACAUUUGUUAAUAAA
Molecule: messenger RNA, 1840 nt
Organism: Xenopus tropicalis (tropical clawed frog)
Lineage: Eukaryota; Metazoa; Chordata; Amphibia; Anura; Pipidae
Gene: ube2i
Product: ubiquitin conjugating enzyme E2 I
Exons: 7
Coding region: 355-831 (158 amino acids)
Biological process (GO): protein sumoylation
Cellular component (GO): nucleus
Source: RefSeq, a predicted model, not a curated record